Drechmeria coniospora is the source of this 1923-nucleotide messenger RNA. RefSeq names its product pre-mRNA splicing factor. Gene Ontology annotation, cellular component: precatalytic spliceosome; U4 snRNP; U4/U6 x U5 tri-snRNP complex. The coding region runs from base 1 to 1923 and encodes 640 amino acids. The transcript has a single exon. Lineage: Eukaryota; Fungi; Ascomycota; Sordariomycetes; Hypocreales; Ophiocordycipitaceae. The record is from RefSeq and is a predicted model, not a curated record. Gene Ontology annotation, biological process: mRNA splicing, via spliceosome; spliceosomal tri-snRNP complex assembly.
AUGUCUACAGUCGCGGACGAGCUUCUCAACGAUUUCGGAAGCUCGGGAGACGAGGCCGAAGGAGACGAGGAUGGCCAGCUGCAGUUGCGCGCGGGGAAGGAUGGCGACGACCACGGCGAUGGCGAUGGCCUCGACGGGGAUGCCAUGGAUGUCGACGGCACGAACGGCAUCAACGGCACCGAGGAAGGCAAAGGGGAAAACAACAGCCGCAGCCAUCACGACCUGGAGGAUGCCGAAGUGACCAAGGCCAGAGUGGAGAAGAUGCAGCUGGGAACGGUCAAGGACGUGCGGAGCGUUGCGAGCCUGAUGAAGACUCUUGAGCCGGUGAUUGAGGUUAGCGACCCCCCGUCCCCCGUCCCUUUUCGUAGACGGCACGUUUACAUCUGGCCGAGAGAUAGCCCUAACAGUUUCGCCCGAACGCUGCAGAAAAUAGCACGGUACCGAUCGCAGGCGGCGGCGGAGAAGUCCAUCGUCGGCAACGUCGAGGACCAUCCCGAGUACAGCCUGCUGACGCAGUCGAACAACUUGUCGACCAUGAUCGACGGCGAGGUUGCGCUCGUGCACAAGUUCAUUCGCGACCACUACUCGACCCGAUUCCCGGAGCUCGAGAGGCUCGUGACAACACCGCUCGAGUACGCCAAGGUCGUCUCCAUCAUCGGCAACGGGCCCAUGGACUCGGAAAGCAUCCGGGCGCUGCAGACAUCGACGAACAACCCCCUCGGCUCCGGCCUCAAGGCCGUCCUCGACGGGCCAUCGCUCAUGAUCGUGACGGUGGAGGCCACGACGUCCAAGGGCCAGGAGAUGGCCGAGGACGAGCUCGUUCGAGUGCGGCAAGCCUGCGACAUGGCCAUCUCGCUCCACAAGGCCAAGAACACGCUCACCGAGUACGUGCAGUCGCGGAUGACCAUCUUCGCGCCCAACCUGACGGCCCUGAUCGGGUCCCUGACGGCGGCCCAGCUGCUCAACGCCGCCGGCGGUCUGACGGGCCUGUCGAAGACGCCGGCAUGCAACCUCCCGUCGUGGGGCUCGAAGAAGAGGCAGUCGGGGCUGGCGACGAACAUUGGCAUCCGCCAGCAGGGUUACCUGUACCAUUCGGAGGUGAUCCAACACAUACCAAACGACCUCAAGAAGCAAGCGAUGCGCAUCGUCGCGGCGAAGCUCGUGCUCGCCGCCCGCGUCGACAGGAUUCACUCGAGCCCGGACGGAAGGACGGGGGAGGAGCUGAAGUCGGCCUGCCUCGAGAGGCUGGAGAAGCUCACGGAACCUCCGCCGAACAAGGGCCAGCGCGCCCUCCCGGUGCCCGACGACAAGCCGGCGCGGAAGCGAGGCGGCCGAAGGGCGCGGAAGGCCAAGGAGGCGUUGGCCAUGACGGACCUCCGCAAGGCGCAGAACCGCAUGGCCUUUGGCAAGGAGGAGAACGAGGUGGGCUACGGCACGGGCGACGGCACCGUCGGCAUGGGCAUGAUCGGACAGCACAACGACGGCCGGAUCCGCGCGCUGCAGGUCGACGGUCGCACCCGAGCGAAGCUCAGCGCCAAGAACAAGGGCUGGGGCGCCGGCGGCGCGAGCGGAGGGACCGGCGCCGCCUCGAGCAUCGGCGCCUUCGGCCCCUCGGGCGGCAUCGAUCUCGGCGGCAAAGGGCUCCGGACCGCCGGCGUCGGCAGCACGGUGGGAGGCGCGGCGUCGUCGCUCACCUUUACGCCCGUGCAAGGCUUGGAGCUGGUCGACCCCAAGAUGCAGGCGCAGCUGAGCAACAAGCGCAAGGCGGACGAGGACCGCUGGUUCAAGGGAGGCACCUUUACCCAAAUCGGAGGGGGGUCCAGCUCGAGCGCCAACGACGGCUUCAAGGUGCCGCAGCUGCCGGCGGCGAAACGGGUCGACACGGGCGCGACGAAGAUGGAACCGCCCCCGAGCCGGCAAUGA